UAUAAACCCAGAGACAACAUCAUUCAGUUUCAGUAGACACCAGCCGACCACAGCCAACACAGACUCAAGAUGCCUUUCAAGCCACACUACCUGUUGGUCUCCCUGACUUUCUGCUGGUUCGUGGCUCUUCAAGCAUUCCCCAUGAACGGCUGUGCUGCAUGUCAGAAGUGUCUCUGCAUCCGGACGUCCUCUGCUUUCAUCUCUCCUAGGCUGUUCCACAGGAUAGAGAUCCUACCUCCAGGUGCCCACUGUCGUCAAACAGAGAUCAUCGUUACCAAGAAGGACAAAGCCACCGUCUGUGUGACUCCAGAUGCACGAUGGAUCAACAAAGUAAUUGCCAAGUUACAAAGAACCAACAAGAAGAAGAGAAGUGCAGAACUUCCCAUCUCAACCACCAUUGAGUGAAUUGGAACAGGAAUGGAUCAAGUUGGAGCUAAAUGGAAAUCUGAUACCAAUGGAAUACCAAUGUGAUACCAAUGUGAUGCCAAUGUGAUGCCAAUGUGAUACCAAUGUGAUGCCAAUGUGAUACCAAUGUGAUGCCAAUGUGAUACCAAUGUGAUGCCAAUGUGAUGCCAAUGUGAUGCCAAUGUGAUGCCAAUGGAUUCUGUUCAAAUAUGAUUCCAAUAUCAAGUUAAUUAGUUUAUCUUAAAUGAUCUCAGUAUGUAUUGUUAGGUUGUUAUGUUUCAGAGUAAAUAACCGACGGACACUAGAGAAGCUUUAACCAAGUUUAAUUCUUCUCAGAGGUUCUGUACAGCUGUAAUUCAGACAACCCAACAUUUGUCCCAUCCAGAUAUUUAUAUCCCAAUUAAGACACUCCUCCUCUUCAAUCCUUUAAUUUUAAUGGUCUGACUGCCAUUAGGUACCGAGAUGAGAUCCUCAGACCCCUUGUGAGGCCAUAUGCUGACACAUGCACAUUUGUGGCCUGCUGGAGGUCAUUUUGCAGGGCUCUGGCAGUGCACCUCCUUGCACAAAGGCGGAGGUAGCGGUCCUGCUGCUGGGUUGUUGCCCUCCUACGGCCUCCUCCACGUCUCCUGAUGUACUGGCCUGUCUCCUGGUAGCGCCUCCAUGCUCUGGACACUCCGCUGACAGACACAGCAAACCUUUUUGCCACAGCUCGCAUUGAUGUGCCAUCCUGGAUGAACUGCACUACCUGAGCCACUUGUGUGGGUUGUAGACUCCGUCUCAUGCUACCACUAGAGUGAAAGCACCGCCAGCAUUCAAAAGUGACCAAAACAUCAGCCAGGAAGCAUAGGAACUGAGAAGUGGUCUGUGGUCACCACCUGCAGAACCAUUCCUUUAUUGGGGGUGUCUUGCUAAUUGACUAUAAUUUCCACCUUUUGUCUAUUCCACUUGCACAACAGCAUGUGAAAUUUAUUGUCAAUCAGUGUUGCUUCCUAAAUGAACAGUUUGAUUUCAGAGAAGUGUGAUUGACUUGGAGUUACAUUGUGUUGUUUAAGUAAUCCCUUUAUUUUUUUGAGCAGUGUACAUCAUUCCCUCUGGAACAAUGACCACCCUCAUGUUCCACGAAACCUGAAAACAUAUUGACUUGAAAAGAAAAGAGAAACAAAGUACAUGUUUAAUAACUUAGCACCACUCAUUGAUGAGAUCUACCAUAAAAACUAUGAAUACAGGGUCAAAUAGAAAAACUUUCAUGGUUGUCCCAAGCCAUCAUCCAGUGAUUCCCCCAAACAAACUACCUCCCCUCACGAUGACACUGAGAGAAAAGUGUCUGGAGACUCUCUGGGCCCCACCCCUCAUCGUGCUUCAUCAAUUCUCUCUCGCUGUAUCCCAAUCACAACUAAAACAUUUGAUAAAUUUUCCAACCCGAAUGUAGAAUGACUGAACUCAAUGCUAACUCUGAGA
Salvelinus fontinalis (brook trout) is the source of this 1863-nucleotide messenger RNA. Its product is annotated as C-X-C motif chemokine 13-like. Gene Ontology annotation, cellular component: extracellular region. Gene Ontology annotation, biological process: cellular response to lipopolysaccharide; neutrophil chemotaxis; inflammatory response. The transcript is spliced from 4 exons. The coding region runs from base 70 to 405 and encodes 111 amino acids. Lineage: Eukaryota; Metazoa; Chordata; Actinopteri; Salmoniformes; Salmonidae. The record is from RefSeq and is a predicted model, not a curated record. Gene Ontology annotation, molecular function: CXCR chemokine receptor binding; chemokine activity.